CUCCUUUGGCCCCUGCCUGUCCAGAGAGGACUGCCUUCUGGGGAAAGCGGAGACUCCAGGACUCCUGAAAGCCCAGCUUCAGGCACACAUGGCAUUCAUGGAUGUGGCUGUGGAUUUCACCCAGGAGGAGUGGAGGCUGCUGAGCCCUGCCCAGAGGACCCUGUACAGGGAGGUGAUGUUGGAGAACUACAGUAAUCUGGUCUCGCUAGGAAUUCCAUUUUCUAAACCAAAACUCAUCACCCUGCUGGAACAAGAGAAAGUGACCUGGAGAGAGAAGAGAAAAUGUCCACUAGCCACCUGCCCGGCAGAACCAGAACCAGAACCAGAACUCUACCUUCAUCCUUUCUGCCCUGCUGAUAUCUCCAGUCAGAAGCUCCCCAUGCAGCAUGUGCCGUGUAACCAUCCCCCCUGGCUUUUCACGUGCCUGUGUGCGGAGAGUCAAGUCCAGCCAGGGGACCCAUGCCCAGGGUACCAGGAAAAGCAGCAGCAGGCCACUGGUGGAAUUUCCUGGAGUGACAAAGCAAAAGGCCAAAACAGCGACGAUGCCAAGCCUUUGUUGGGCAGGACAAAGAAAAGGACGCUAGGGGCGUUCUCCAGGCCACCGCCAAGGCCACCAGUCAGCUCCCGGAAUGGCCUCAGAGGGGUGGAGACAGAAGCCAGUGCAGCCCAGACAGGGAGCCCGCAGGAAACAGACAAAUUGCUGACGAAGAUAGAGGUCUUGGGAUUUGGAGCAGUCAACUGUGGAGAGUACGGCCCGAGCUUCAGCAAAAUGACAAACCUGCUCAGUCACCAGCGGAUCCACUCAGGGGAGAAGCCCUAUGUGUGUGGGGUCUGUGAGAAGGGCUUCAGUCUCAAGAAGAGCCUCGCCAGACACCAGAAGGCCCACUCUGGUGAGAAGCCCUACAUGUGCAGGGAGUGCGGGCGGGGCUUCAACUGGAAGUCCACGCUCAUCGUCCAUGAGCGAACACACUCGGGCGAGAAGCCCUAUGUGUGUAGUGAGUGCGGGCGUGGCUUCAGACAGAAGUCCAACCUCAUCAUACACCGGAGGACACACUCGGGGGAGAAGCCCUAUGUGUGCCGGGAGUGUGGCAAGGGCUUCAGCAUGAAGGCAUCUGUCAUUAAACACCAGAGGACACACUUGGAGGAGAAGACCAUCAUGUGCCGUGACUGUGGCCUGGGCUUCAGUGACAGGUCCAACCUCAUCUCCCACCAGAGGACACACUCGGGGGAGAAGCCCUAUGCUUGCAAGGAGUGUGGGCGGUGCUUCAGGCAGAGGACAACCCUCGUCAACCACCAGAGGACACACUCGAAGGAGAAGCCCUACGUGUGUGGAGUGUGUGGGCACAGCUUUAGCCAGAAUUCCACCCUCAAUUCCCACAGGCGGACACACACGGGGGAGAAGCAGUGUGUGUGCGGGGUAUGUGGGCGAGGUUUCAGCCGGAAGUCAUACCUCAAGACACAUCAGAACAUACACUCAGGGGAGAAGCCCAUCGUGUGCAAGGACUGUGGGCGUGGCUUCAGGCAGAAGUCCAACCUGUCUACACUCAUCAUCCACGAGCGGACACACUCAGGCGAGAAGCCCUACACCUGCAGUGAUUGCGGGCGUGGUUUCAGACAGAAGUCCCACCUCAUCUUCCACCAGAGGACACACUCGGGGGAGAAGCCCUAUGUGUGCCGGGAGUGUGGCAAGGGUUUCAGCCGGAAGUCGACUCAGGUCGGCCUCAUCCAGCACAAGAGGAAGCAUGCCAGGGAGUAGCCCUAUAUGAGCAGGCAGUGUGAACUCGGCUUUGGCAACAAGUCGGCCUUAAUCAUACACAUCCACUCCAAGGAGAAGCCUUGCGUGUGCCGAGAGUGCAGCUAAGGUUUUAUCCAAAAGUCUCACCUCGCCUUACAUCAGAUGUCACACAAGGGCAAGAAGCCCUGUGUAUGCAAGACAUGUGGACAGGGCUUUAGCCUGAAGUCUCAUCUUACCUGACACAGGAAGGUCAAGUCUGUCCACCACAGACCACCCUUCCCGACCGAUGCUGAGGCCUUUGUGGGGCAGUAUGCUCUACACCCUCUGAAAGUGCAGACGGUGGCAAGAGCUGACCAUCAGAAUUUUUACUGUUAUGAAGUGGAGAAGAAACAUACAUUCCUUAAUGGUCAAAGGACGUUUGACUUGUUUACUUUCUCCACUGUCUUCUCCAGGUUUUGUGGCCUUUUGUUCUAAUAAACUUUGCCUCUUACAAAUCUGUAA
Messenger RNA from Carlito syrichta (Philippine tarsier), 2236 nucleotides. Its product is annotated as zinc finger protein 133-like. NCBI's taxonomy places the organism in Eukaryota, Metazoa, Chordata, Mammalia, Primates, Tarsiidae. Gene Ontology annotation, biological process: regulation of DNA-templated transcription. The record is from RefSeq and is a predicted model, not a curated record. Gene Ontology annotation, molecular function: DNA-binding transcription factor activity, RNA polymerase II-specific; RNA polymerase II cis-regulatory region sequence-specific DNA binding.